CAAGGGCCCAAGAAGCGGCGGCUGGUGUUUGUGGGGUGGCAGGCGUUUGCACAGACAGAGCGCGGGGCAGUGGACGUGGGCAUUCACAUCGAGGACACGGAUACCAUCAGGUCUCUCCUCGCCAAGAAGCGCCGCCUGCAGCAGUUCGCUCGGAACCGAGUCGCCGACAUCCAAACCCUGAAAGGCAGGCUCUCCGAAGCUCGCGUGCAGGUUCGGACGCUCAAGGACCAGGUUCGGGAUCUUCAAACCCAGCUGAAGGCUGCCAAGGAGAGGGAGAAAGCAUGGGGGCGUGGCCGAGGGGAGCGGUCGGCAGAGGAGGAGCAGAAGAAGCUGCAGCGGCGGCUCAAGAAGCUUAAAGCCCGGGCUGGUAACCGCCCAAUCACUGCUGAUGACGUGGCGAUGCUGGAUCUGAUGUCAGACGACGACGAUGAUGACGAGGAUGCGGAGGGUGACGGGGCGGCAGCAGGGGCGGAGGGAGCAGCAGCGGAGGGGGUGCGGGAGGAGGCGGCAGAUGCGGCGAUAGGAGUGGAGCUGUGGAUUCCAGAGUUGGAUGAGCCAGAUGAUGAGUUGGUGAAUGAAUUGCUGGAGGAUAUAGAAGUCAUGCCCAAUGUGUCUGUCCCCAAUGGGACCGGUACACCCGUUACACCCGGUACGAUUCAGCAGAGGAGGAAGAGGGCUAGAGAGGGGGGGGACCCGGAGGUGCCGGGGGCGCAGCAGAGGGACGGGAGAGCGGGACGAGAGGGUCUGCAGCAGCAGCAGGGGGCAGGCGGGAGGGAGCGGGAGGGCACGCUCACACGCCCCUCCCUGGGGUCAGGCCGGCCCCUGGGUGGGUUACGGAAGCGGAGGCGGGAGGGACAGGUCGACCCGGUGUUUGGGUCCGUGGGGCUGCGGCCGCGCGGGCGAGAACGGGAUAUUCUGUUCUGGUUCCGCGGGACUGAGCGCCGCAAGAUGAGCCGGUUUCAAUCGCGGCUGGAGAGGCGGAUGCAGAAAGUGAGCGUGCAGCGACGCGCGUGGGAGCGAGGCGAUGAGGGAGGGGAGGAGGGGGAUGGUGGGGAGGGGCGGGAUGGGGAGGAGGGGGAGGAGGGAACGGAUGGGGGUGGGGACGAGGAGGGAGGGGAGGGGGAUGUGGUGGAGGUGGGAGGGGGUGAGGGGGGUGGUGGUGGAGAGGGAGAUGUGUUCCUGUUGUCGAGUGACGCGGAGGGCAACGAGGAGGGAGAUGGUGGUGGGGAAACGGGCGGUGCAGCGUGGGGUGAGCGGAAAGGGCAGGGGCAGAAGCUGCUUGGUUCCGCGCAAGAGGAGCGGGAAAAUGGGGGACACGAGGAGAGUUGGAGAGAGGUUAAAGUUCCGGGGUACGCCGGGGACGGGGGGCGCGGCGAGGCGGAGGGGGGGGCGGCGGAGCGGAAGGGCGCGGAGGCGGAGGGGGGUUCAGGGGUUGUGUUCUCGUCGGGGAGAUUCGCGGACCUUGGGCUUUGCGAGACGCUCGCGACGCACAUUGAAGAUAAAACCUCUCCGCCCUCCCUAAACCUCCCCACCCCACUCCGAACUUCCCUCCGCCCACCUCGCUACUCGCCCUCUACGCCCGUUGCAGAGAAGCUGGGGUUCGCAGCGCCAACGCACGUGCAGCAAGCAGCCAUCCCGCACGUCCUCGCUGGCAGAGACCUGCUCAUCCGAGCGGACACAGGGUCGGGCAAGACGCUUCUCUAUCUGACGCCCAUUCUGCACGCCCUGCAGGCCUGCAGGCAGCGAGUGGACCGCAAGCACGGCACAUACGCUGUGAUUCUAGCACCCACACGAGAGCUCUGUGUGCAAAUAGAGGAGGUGGCGCAGCAGCUGUGCCGGCGCUUUGUGUGGAUCGUGCCGGGGCGGUGCAUCGGAGGGGAGAGCCGCGGCAAGGAGAAGGCGCGCCUGCGCAAAGGGCUGGCCAUUGUCAUCGCGACACCUGGCAGGCUGCUGGACCAUCUGCGCAACACGUGCUCGUUUGGACUCUCCCGGCUGCGGUGGCUUGUGCUGGAUGAGGCUGACAGGCUGUUGGAUCUGGGGUUCGAGCGGGACAUCAAGGAAAUCAUCGCUCUGCUGCGAGAGAGGCUAAGUCAAGAUGGUCUUAUGCAGGGAGGGAGUGCUCAGGGUGCUUCCAGGAAGCUUCAGACCAUGCUGCUGUCCGCCACGCUCGGGCCAAGGGUGGAGCAGCUGGCUGACGUCAGCCUGGUGUCACCGGUGGCUGUGAGCGUGACAGGUGGCAGCGUGCGAGUGGAGGAGAGGGUUUCUGGGCGGCCGGUGGGGAGGGGAGGAGGUGGGGUGGAAGAGAGGGAGGGGAAGGGUGGUGGGGUGGGUGAGAGAGAAUUGGGGGAGUUGGGAGGGGAGGAGAGAGGGGAAGAGGAGGAGGAAGAGGUAGAAGAGGAAAUGGAGGAGGAACAGGGGGAGGAAUACGAGGAAGAAGUGGAGGAAGAGGAGGAGGAAGACGAGGAAGAGGAGGAAUCAAAGGAAGAGGAGCAGGAGGAGCAGGAAGCGGAGGAGGGAGAGGUGGAGGAAGAUGAUGAGGAGGAGGAGUUAGAGGAAGGAGAGGAGGCGCUUAGAGCCGUUAAGAAGGCAGGGCGAGCGGAGAGGAAGGAGAAGAAAGAGGAGAGGAAGGAGCAGAGAACAGAGCAGAAGGAGCACAAGCAGGAGAAGGGGCAGAAGGGCAAGAGGUCGGAAGGUGAAGAUGGGGUGUUGGACAAAGGUGGCAGUGAAGGCGGGGUGGGCAAGGCGGAGAGCAAGAAAGGGGGAGCAGCAGGCAUGGCGGUGGCACAAGCAGGCACGCAGGGGGCUUUGCAGGGAGGGUCAAGAAAGGGUGUGGGAGAGGAGGGGAGGGGGGAGGAGGAGAGGGGAGGAGUGGAGGAUAGAGUAAGAGAUGAGGAGAGGGGAGGAGGGAAGGCGAGGGUGGAGGAGAGGCGGGAGGGCGGGGUUCUGGAGGAGGGGCCGAGUGGCGGAGGGUCGUUUGUCUUCCCGGAGCAACUCAAGCAGUUCGUUCUCACAGUCCCGUGUCGCUGUCGGCUCAUCACGCUCAUCGCUUUGCUGCGCUCCAAGCUUGCCACGUCAGCAUCCUCCAAGGUAGACCACGUCAGCUACCCUGCUCAUCCACCGCAUCCAACUCCUUUCAAUGCCCCCAACCAACCGCCUGCUGACCAUGAAUGCGAGCUGCACGGAAACAUGGAGCAGAAGGACCGCUCCAAGGCCUUCCUGGCCUAUCGUAGCGCGCCACGUGGUGUGCUGCUGUGCACUGACGUGGCAGCGCGCGGCCUUGACUUCCCUGCUGUGGAGACCAUCGUGCAGUUUGACUCGCCGGGUGAUGCCGCUGACUACGUCCACCGAGUGGGGCGCACAGCCCGCAUUGGCCGAAAGGGAGAGGCGGUGCUGUUCCUGCUGCCCAACGAGACAGAGUAUCUGGACCAGCUGCGCUCCUGCAACGUGCACCUCCUCCCCAUGCCGCUCCUCCCUCUCCUCGACUCCCUCCUGCCCGGAAACUCCUUCGAACCUGCCCGGACCAAUCGCAGGCGGCCGGCUUGGAAGGAGGUAAGCCCAGAGGAGGCUUUGGCCAAUCACAGCGCGGUGGAAACGUGGCAGGAGGAGUUGGAAUCAACGGUGGGGAGGCAAUCGGCGCUGAGGGAGCUUGCCACGGGGGCUUUUCGGUCGUUUGUGCGCGCGUAUGGGGCGCAUAAGGGCAGCUUGAAAAAGAUCUUCCACCCCAAGAGGCUGCAUUUGGGGCACGUUGCGCGGAGCUUUGGGUUUCCAUCCGAGCCCAAGUCCGUGGAUGCAGAGCUCUCCGCAUCCACCGGCGAGGUCUUUUUUUCCCCUUCGUUUCCAUAUUCCUCCAUCCUCACGCUCCGUCCACUCACGCUCUCUCCGCGCGACGCGCUGGUCCCAUCUGUACCGAUCUCUACCUUCAACGUUCGCUCUUUUAUCCGCUCGCGCACCGCACGCCCUUCCGCCUGUUUCUUUCCGCCGCUGCGCGGAGCUUUUCACCGUCGAGCGCGAUCUCAUCUGAUCCGCGAUCUCCGAUCUGCAGCGUUCGUCGUCCCGAUGAGGCGCUGCAUUGUGCGGCUCGAGCCGCAUCUCCGCCGUCAGAUCGGCCAGCCGAUCUCUACGGCGCCAUCUCCGCCGUUCGUCAGCAGUCCUGCCGGUCUUUUCGCCCCUCCGCUUCCCCUUACUAGCCUAUCCCUUUCCGAGCCGCCCUCUGCAGCCUUCGCUACUGCCGCCUUACCCCCCAUUGACGCCGCCAGUCCCCCCGCCCACGGUUAUGGGCGGUCAUGGGGAGCGCCAAGAGCACCCGGAUUUCCCGCCCCCGGGAGGUUUCCGCCGAGUGCGCCAAUCCAGCAGCCCGUGGCGGCUUCCGCAAGCCAGUUCCCCCCACCCGCGCAACAGGAGGCGCACCGCGUAGAUAGCGCUUCUCCUGUGAAUCCGCCGCAUUCUCCGCCUCCCCCCGCUCCCGCUUCCGCUCCCUCCGCCGGUGCCCCCACGGGACUGUCCCCCACUGCCCUCUCCCGCAUGCUCGUCGCGUACGAGCGCGCGGGGAGGGAUACUGACGUGGCACGCGUGCUGGCCGACGCGCGUGCCGGCGGCGUUGCAUUGGACAGCGGCGCGCAGGAGGCGGCGAUCCGGAGCGCGGCGCGGAGGCGGGACCUGGGUGAGGCGGAUCGGAUGGUGGGGGAGGCGCGGGCGGCGGGUUUUGUCUUAUCCGCGCCGACGUGGAAUUUGCUGGUGGAGAUGUACGCUGAGAUGGGCGAGAUCGAACGGAUGGAAGAUGCUGCCGCCCAGGCCGCCGCAGCUGCCGCCCAGACUGCUACUCCUGCCGCCCAGGCCGCCCAGGCUGCUCCUGCCCCUCCUCCCCCUGCCGCUGCUGCUACUCCAGCACCCCCCGCGCCCCCUGCCGCUGCAGUCGCUGCUGGGAGCAGCAGCGGUGAGAGCAGCGACAGUGUCGUGAGUGGUGGUGGCGUGGGUGGCGGCAGCAGCGAGCAGCUGACACCCACCCCCCCGCACGCCCCUCACCCGCCCCCCUCCCCAACGCCCCUCUUCUCGCACCGCCCCCCCUUCCCCGCGCCGCCCCCCCUGCCAUCCCCAUCCGCCCCCGCACCUCGCAUGCGCCCUGGCGUCUCCCCAGCUGCUCCUGUGGCCGCGCCGUCAGACACGUCAGCUCCGCCUGCAGCUGACGUGGCAGCUGCUGACGUGGGCGUCCCGAGUGCUGCGGCUCCGUCUGCAGGUUUGGGCCGAGGCGGGCUGAUGCCGGCAGGGCGCGGGGCAGGCUUGGUACGGCCGAGCCUGGGAGAGCAACCACAGCACCCUCCUCCCUUGAACCUCUCUCGAGAGGAUGCUACCGAACGUGCCCUGGGCAUCCUCACCGCAGCUAUGGCCAAGGCUCGGGACUCUUCCCGAGCCUCCUCCCGCCGCGACUCCGUCAGCCAGUUCGCCGCCGAGGCUCUUGGCUCGGUCAUGUCCCGGCGCAGGCUCGGGGCAGGCCCGGGAGGGGAAGGCCCGGGUGGGGGGGCAGCGAGGGGAGUGCGCGAGGAGGGGAGGCGCGCGGGGGGAGGGGGAGCAGGGGGGCAGAGGAGAGGGGGGAUGAGGGAGGGGGAGCAGAGGAGGGGGGUGAGAGAGGGGGGACAGAGGGGAGGGGGGAUGGGAAUGGGGAUGGGCCUGGUAAUGGACAGGCAGGCGGAGGGGCAGGGGGGGCAGCAGAGGGCGCGGGUGGGCGGAGGGGGCAGGCGGGGGAGGGGGGAGUUGGUGACGGGGGAGAGUGUGGUGCAGAGGUUUAUAGAGGAGUCGACGUGGAGUGAGGAGGACGAGCGGCAGGUGGGGGAGUUUCUGGACUUCCUAGAAGCUGCCGAUGUGGCUAACGCUGCGCUGCACCAGCGGUUCAUGGUGGACUUCGAGCCAGAGUACAUCACACCGGACGACUUCUCGCCCAUCAACCCACUGCUGGCGGAGGAGGAGGAGCAGCAGCAGCAGGCGGGUGAAGGGCCGUCGCUGGAGGAGGUGAUGGUGGCGGCCAAGGCAGAGCUCAUGGCGCUCACAGGCAUGCAGAGCGAGGAAGAAUUCCAGUCCGCCCUGCAGAGCUGUCUCUCCCGCGCAGAUGAACUCGAGGCCCUGGUGGAGCUCUACGCGGGGCCGCAGCGAAUGACAGCGCUGCAGGAGAACAAGGCGCUGCAGGAAGCCGCCGAGAAGCUUCCUGCCGGCGUGUCCCCGCAGGCGGUGGCAUUCACCAAGCGCGCUCUGCUCACCCUGCAGAACAACCCCUCAUGGACUUUUGCACAGAAGCAGAAGAUGAUCGGCAACAUCGUGAGAGGGUUCUCGGCGUCUUCUUGA
This is a messenger RNA of Closterium sp. Yama58-4, 6333 nucleotides long. Lineage: Eukaryota; Viridiplantae; Streptophyta; Zygnematophyceae; Desmidiales; Closteriaceae. The record is from the annotation of a GenBank genome assembly.